CUCUCUCUCUCUCUCUCUCUCUCUCUCUCUCUCUCUCUCUCUCUGCUUCCAUGGCCUGCGACGGCGACUUCUGUGACGAUUAUUUACUCCUAAAGCCAGAGAAGGGAGAAGUGUCCGAUCUUUUCCGCCUCUUAUUUUCGAAGAACAUCAACCAUAACAAAUUCCUGGAUUGCCCAAGCGGCACAGAGAUAACAGAAGCCAGACGCCGAUGGCUAAUCUGUGUCUCCCUCACCGCCCAAGUAAUUCUCCUCCGUCUAAAGAAUCCACUGAGUUGGGCCGGAUCAGCGAUCGAGAGGUGGCUGAACCUUCUCUCAGAGAACACGAAUUUCUAUGCACUCAUUCUAAAUCAACUCCAAGGUGAAUUCCCUUCCUUCUCUCAUAUCACUAUCAUAUAUAUAUAUAUAUAUAUAUCCUAUUCCCUCAUCAGGUGUGCAAUGCAUGGUUGCAUGCGUCACGCGCCUGAUGACUGGACCAUUUCAUGUUUGGAAACUUAUUGUUGUGUAGAGAACGUGCAGCCGGUCCCGGAUCUCGAUUCGGCAAGCUACAAAUCUUUCAUCGGAUUUUUAGAUGAACGGCUGGGAUUAGAUAAAGACAUCAAAAAAGGCGACAAUAGAUAUCAUGCUGCCCUCUCUGUGAUGGCUGCUAAAUUAUCUUACGAGAACGAAACGUUCAUCAAAAGCACGGUCACAGACAAAUGGAAGAUGGAGUUCGUGGAGUACUACCAUUGCUGGAACGAUUAUCAAGAGCAAUUCUCCACACAAGCCUUCAUGCUCAUGGACAAAUCAACGGCUCCUGAGCUGAUCGUGAUCUCAUUCAGAGGCACAGAGAGCUUCAAUGCAGUCGAUUGGAGCACUGAUGUCGACUUCUCCUUUUAUGAGCUCCGUGGCAUGGGCAAGGUCCAUGCAGGUUUCAUGAAAGCUCUAGGGCUACAAAAAAACCAAGGGUGGCCAAAGGAGAUUGAACAAGGUGAAAAAAAGCCUGCAUAUGCCUAUUAUGCCAUUCGAGAGAAACUAAGAGAUGUACUGCGGAAGAAUGAUAAUGCAAAGUUCAUCCUGACGGGCCACAGCUUAGGUGGGGCUCUGGCGGUCCUCUUUCCAGCGAUCUUGGCGGUGCAUAAAGAGGUAUGGAUGUUGGAAAGGUUGGCUGGAGUGUACACGUUUGGGCAGCCAAGGGUAGGGGAUGAGAAGCUUGGGAAGUUUGUUAUGGAGCAGUUGAAUAAGCAUGGUGGGAGUUACUAUAGGUUCGUUUAUAGCAACGAUAUUGUGCCUAGGUUGCCUUAUGAUGAUACAACGCUCUGGUUCAAGCACUUUGGGACGUGCCUCUACUACAAUAGCUUCUACGUAGGGAAGAUCGUGGCAGAAGAACCAAACAAGAACUAUUUCUCGCUCUGGACGGUUUUGCCCAAGUUACUGACUGCAGAGUGGGAGGUAGUACGAAGCUUCGCCAUCGGAUACAUCAAGGGACGAGAUUAUAGAGAAGGAUGGGUUUUGAGAAUGCUCAGGGUCAUUGGACUUGUUUUCCCGGGCUUCCCUGCUCACACUCCUCAAGAUUAUGUAAAUGCCACUAGAUUAGGAACAUCACUAAUAACCCAUGACCAAAUAAUUGAAAGCUCAAAGCUUGAUUAACGUAAGAUUAGCUUCUGCUUAUUUAUAUUUAUUCAAAUGAGGUCCUUUUUUUGCAUUGUCAACAAUCCUAUGCUUGCAAGGUUUUCAAGUGUACAAUCAGAACAUAUGAAGGCAUCUAAUAAACAUGGGUUUAAUUCACACUU
This is a messenger RNA of Magnolia sinica, 1768 nucleotides long. RefSeq names its product triacylglycerol lipase OBL1-like. The coding region runs from base 51 to 1625 and encodes 524 amino acids. Gene Ontology annotation, biological process: lipid metabolic process. The transcript has 6 exons. Gene Ontology annotation, molecular function: triacylglycerol lipase activity. Lineage: Eukaryota; Viridiplantae; Streptophyta; Magnoliopsida; Magnoliales; Magnoliaceae. The record is from RefSeq and is a predicted model, not a curated record.